Messenger RNA from Brenthis ino (lesser marbled fritillary), 2856 nucleotides. The record is from the annotation of a GenBank genome assembly. Lineage: Eukaryota; Metazoa; Arthropoda; Insecta; Lepidoptera; Nymphalidae.
AUGGAAUUCGAUACCGAAAAAUUUAUCAUCGAAAUCCAGAGUCGGCCAGCAGUUUGGAACACCAAAUUACCAGAGUAUUCUGAUAGAAUACUAAAACAAAGAGCAUGGGAAGAGUUAGUGCAUAUUUAUCACGGUACGGAAUUUACAAACGAGGAAAAACAAAAACUAGAUACUGUAACUGUCAAUAGCACAACGGGGAAUGUAACUACAGAAAAUGAAGAUGGUAACACAGCUAUGCAAAAUGAAGAAACACUUCCAUCAAAUACUUCAUGGGCACAAAAGAGAAACAAGAAAAAUAAUAGUGAUGAUCUUAUCGGUAGAGAGGUAGUCGGGGCCUUGAAUAGAAAUUUAGAAAGAAAGAGUGUUGAAGAUGACGAGGAUCGCCUCUUUUUCUUGUCUCUAGUAAAAGAAUUAAAAAAAAUUCCAGAACAUAUGCAAUUGCAAAGUAAAUUAGAUAUUUUAAAGCCGAUUCCGGCCACGGCGGCCAAUCUCAAUGAGAUUAGCCAACUGCGCAGGAGAUAUUAUAGUGCUCAAGUGUACGCGCAGACACAAGUGCACUCUCUAUUCCUAUCACUCUCAUACUCCGGUGGGACGACCACUCGACACGACCGAUUACACAAAAUGGAAACCAAUAAGAAGCGACGUGGUGAGUGGACUGAACAACAGCUUAAAUCAGCUAUUGAAUCUGUAAAAAACUGCAGUAUGUCACAACGACAGGCAGCAGCUACUUUCAGUAUCCCAAGAAGAACUUUGAGAAACUACCUAAAAUCUGGCAGUGAAGAAAAGAGAACUGGUCGAGCAACUACACUAAGUAAUGUCCAAGAAAAAGAUUUAGCAAGACGAAUAAUACGAUUAGCUGAAGUAGGCGUGCCGUUGACCCGCAAGAUUGUAAGAAAGCAAGCCUACUUAUUUCCUUGUAAAUCACAUAAAAUACCAAAUUCUUUCAAUGACAGCAGAUGCACUGCAGGCAGAAAAUGGCUAAAAAAAUUUUUAAAACGUAACCCUGAAAUUUCUGUCCGUAAAGCACAGUUUAUGAAUUCUGCAAGAGCUCAAAAAUUAAAUAAACACAUCGUGCAACAACAUUUCACAGCUAUCAAAAAGUUGUAUGACGAAUUAGAUAUUCCUCGACAUCCAGAACGUCUAUAUAAUAUAGAUGAAAAAGGUUGUCGGCUAACCUUGCAUCACCAACAAUAUGUUCUUGCACAAAAAGGAAACAAGAGAGUGCAUUUUAUUGCACAAGAACAUGCUGAAAACGUCACAAUUGCAAUGUGUGUAAACGCUUCAGGUAAUUCGGUUCCACCAAUGAUCAUUUUCAAAGAUAAAAGGUUAAGACCGGAAUUCAACGACAAUUUACCUGAUGGCACUAUAGUCAGAAUGGCACCAAAAGGUAGUAUGACUACUGAUUUAUUUAUUGAUUUUAUACAUCAUCUUAGCAACUAUAAGCCUCCCGGGAAAUGUUUGCUAGUUUUUGAUGGAGCUGCUUCUCAUCUGGAUGCUAGGAUAGUGGAUGCCGCAGAUGGGAACAACAUAGUAUUAUAUUGUCUGCCAUCCAAUACCACUCAUGAAUUGCAACCUUUAGACAAAUCAGUCAAUAAAUCCUACGAGCACCAUUGGGAUGAAGAAGUAUUGUUGUACGCCUAUCGUCAUCCAGAUCGUAAGCUCACAAAGGCAAGGUUUAACAAAAUAUUCUCAAAGGUAUGGCCUAAAUGCGUAACUCAAGAUAAUAUAAAAAACUGUUCUAGAGCUACUAAGCUUCACCCCUACAACCCAAAUGCGAUUCCCGAGCAGGCUUUUGCACCUUCUAUCCUAACUCAGCGGCCUAUUUUGCAUGAAACUGCUUCUAACUCAGAUGAUCCUGAAGCUCAAAAUUUUGGAGAGUCAGCUGUGAAUCACAAUAAUGACUCUAACACAGAUUGUGAAGAAAGUUUACGUAUAUCGCCGUCACUGAUAACUGAAUAUGUACAUGUAUCUCCACCACUUUCAUCUCAUUCUCAGCCACAGAGUCAAUCGCCAACUUACGCAAGUAGGAAAUUAGUUGACUACAGUUCCUCUUCCGAAUCUGCUAUUGGAGAUAUUGAUGAACAACUUUCAGCAACAGGCACAAUUUUAUGUGAUAGGGAGUCACAAUUUCAUUCUCCAAUUCCAAGCACGUCUGGGUUAGUAAGACAGAAUGUACUACGAAGACCAGUUAUCAAUUCUUCGGCAUCAGGUUCAGACGACGAAAAUAUUGAUAUAAACGUAAUCCAAAAAUGCUGUCAACAUUUUGCCAGGAACUGUAAGAUUUAUACAUCAUCAGAAUCUGACGAAGAAAAUCUGGAUCCAUCUAAUGCAACAGCUGCUCACACACACCAAGAGACACUACGCAUCAGACACGAGGAACAUCAUUCUGAUGAUUCUGACAAUGAGCCGCUAUCAAAUUUGAAGCAAAAUAAGAAGAAAACACAAAAGAGAUCUCCAUUUCACGAAUUUAUACCAACACCUAACUUUGCAACCAUUAAGAGUAAACCAAGGCGAAAAGCAAUAAAUUAUAUUGGUCAAAGAGUAACGAAGGAUUUGUUUGAUGCUGUCCAAGAAAAAAAAGUUAGGGGACCAAAAUCAGCAAAAACUAAAAACACUGGUAAAAAACAAAAUAUUAUGAAAAAGUUAAAAUAUAAAAAAGUAAAUGUAGAAAAUAGGGGUUAUGGGAGAGGGGCAAAAACAAGAGAAGAUAAGGCUGAAAGGUGGUAUUGCCGAGCUUGUAAAUCGGAACGAAUCGUAGAUAUGAGACAAUGCAUUGUUUGCCUUUCGUGGUACCACGAAGAAUGUGUCGGACUAACUAAGAACGACAUAGAGGACUUUUUGUGUCCAGAAUGCAAC